Molecule: messenger RNA, 510 nt
Organism: Impatiens glandulifera
Lineage: Eukaryota; Viridiplantae; Streptophyta; Magnoliopsida; Ericales; Balsaminaceae
Exons: 1
Coding region: 1-510 (169 amino acids)
Source: RefSeq, a predicted model, not a curated record
AUGACUCGUGGUUGCUUUCUAGUAUUGACCAUGUUUCUCCUUUUCUUCCUCACUUCUUCGUAUGCACAAACGGUCAACAAAACAGACCUUCAGCUGGCCAUGAAUGAUAUGAGAUCUCAAUCUUACGAUGGAUUCGUUAUUCUCCUCAAGAUGUUGAAUAGUACUUCCUUCCCAUACCGAGGCAUCACUCUCUUCAUGCCAAGUGACUCUCAAAUAUCAGGAACUUCAGUUUCGGUAGAUAAUAUUGAAGUUUUCAUGUUACGCCAUUCAAUUAGGAUGCCACUCUCGUUCGAAGAACUUGCUCAUUUUCCAAAUGGCUCUCUUGUUCCAUCAUUGUUUCACAACCAUCUACUAAGAAUCCAGAACCAAGGGAAUGCAAGUUUUUAUAUUGAAAAUGCCAGGAUCAUGUCGCGGAAUGUCUGCCUGAAAUCCCGCAUCAAAUGUCAUGGAAUAGAUGCAGUUAUAACUUAUGAUAACAAUCAAAAUAAUAAUAAUAAUGAUGGACCUUAA